Messenger RNA from Formica exsecta, 5372 nucleotides. RefSeq names its product dipeptidase 1-like. Gene Ontology annotation, molecular function: metallodipeptidase activity. Lineage: Eukaryota; Metazoa; Arthropoda; Insecta; Hymenoptera; Formicidae. The coding region runs from base 1 to 1830 and encodes 609 amino acids. The transcript is spliced from 11 exons. Gene Ontology annotation, biological process: proteolysis. The record is from RefSeq and is a predicted model, not a curated record.
AUGCAUCACACCGGCGGCGUCGGUGGCGGUGGCGGCGGCGGGGGUGGCGGCGCAGGGGGUGGCGGCGCCGGUUACGGCAGCGGACCGCAGGAGCGCGUGCACCAGGCUCCGCGACCGGUCCAGCCUGACAAGUGUCCCUACGAGACCUAUCAGGCGCAAAUCCCGGACUGCUGCGCGGCCGCGGUGGCGGCGCAGGACCCGUAUCCACGGCCGCCCAGCGGCUACGACGGCAGGUGCUACGACGAAUGCCAUCGCAGGACGCCGUACCAGGAGGAAUCCUAUUCUCAGGAUGUAUCCUCGACAUUCCAUCGGCCCCAGUCUAGACUGGGCUACGACGAGCGUCCUCAGUCCCGGGUGGGAUACGCCUCGGAUUCCAGGUGCACCAGCGGACUCGGAUACGACGACACCGGUGGGGGUUACCUGGAUCAAAGUGACCCGAGGAUGUAUUGCACCGGUGGCUAUUGCAUGGGGGAUACGAUGAUGGCGACGAGCAGAGGUGUGUGCGGCGAGGAGGUCGAGCUCGACAUGCGGAGGCACAUUCAGGCCUGCGCCUGCACAUGCAACCACAUGGGCUAUGGGAAUUACAUGGACUAUCAGACCACGUGCCUAACAGAACUGCCAGAUGUGGCGCCGUGCAACGGCACCGUACGGCUACCACCGCCGUGCGAGGAUUCGCCCAGCAGCGGCAGCAGCAAGGAUCGCAGAGACGAGAGUCCUCGCAGGAGAUGUCGGCUGUUGGCGCCUGUCCUGUUCUUAGUGGCCGUCCUGCUCCUCGGAGGCCUCUGUCUGCCGUUUCUACUUCAAUCCGCGCCUGCCACGCACCAGCAGAGGCUGGACGUGAUCAGGAGGAUCCUCACUGAAGUGCCUCUGAUCGACGGAUACGAUAUGAUACGAUACGUUUGUUUUCAGUUUUGGUCCGCCUACGUUCCUUGCGGUGCAGCUCAGUUAAACGCAGUCCAACUCUCGCUGGAACAGAUCGACGUGAUUCGUCGACUCGCCGAAAUGAAUGCUCAACACUUAACCCUGGUUACCUCUGUCAAAGGUCUCAUUGAGGCGCAUAGAGAAGGAAAAAUCGCAAGUCUAAUCGGAGUAGAAGGGGGUCACUCCCUGGGGAAUUCCUUGGGCGUUCUCAGGACGUUUUACGGUCUGGGAGCGCGAUAUCUUACCCUGACACAUGCGUGCGACACCUCCUGGGCAGUCUGUUCGGUUGGCGAGACGAACAACACUCAGGACUCCACGCCGGGUCUCAGUGACUUUGGGAAAGCAGUUGUCAGAGAAUUGAACAGGCUGGGCAUGUUGGUUGAUCUCUCGCAUGUCUCGACAAGAACGAUGAGAGCGGCCCUACAGACUACGAGGGCGCCGGUGAUCUUCUCGCACAGCGCUGCCAGGGCGCUAUGCAAUUCUACCAGAAACGUGCCGGACGAUGUGCUCAGAAAUCUGGCUAAAAACGGCGGAGUGGCGAUGGUCCCUUUUUAUACCUACUUCAUAACGUGCAACAACACCGCGACUAUAAAAGAUGUUAUUGCACACAUCAAUCAUAUUCGAAAGGUGGCGGGGAUCGAUCACGUCGGUAUCGGAGCAGGUUUCGACGGGAUAAAUUUCACUCCCACGGGCUUAGAGGAUGUCUCGACAUAUCCGCAACUAUUGGCCACUCUACUGGAAGAUCCAGCAUGGACGGAGGACGAUAUCAAGAAACUGGCCGGUCUCAAUUUACUGAGAGUAUUUGCGAAAGUUGAACAGGUUCGUGACGAGUGGCACAGAGCGGCGGUAUUACCCGUGGAGAAGAUCAGUCCACCAGACAACUCGGCCUGCGUCUAUGGCGCGUCCUGAUCCUCUUUGAGGACGUUCGUGCCGGGAUUUCUCGACUUUGCUCGAUAGCCGAGGAUCUUACGAGUACCGUGGCAUUACUGGAGCCUGUAAGGACGCGUGCCCUGAAUCGCCAAAAAAUCAUUCUAUGAGAAGAGUUCCAUGGAUAUCUCCAACGGAAACGACCAACUAAUCUACACCGAAAGAACUGCCGACUUCUACUUCAGGGACUCCAUCGCGCCUUAACGAGAGACGAAGAUUCAGCUCGAAAACGCGAUCGGUUCUUCGAAAUUAUGGCGUCGAGAGGAUCCUUCGGAAAAAUCAUUUUUGAGACGACAAGCUUCUCGUUCGCCUGCGACAUCAUUCGGAAAGAAGAUGUCAAGAUCAAGCCAUUCGCGAUAACAUAAAUUGCGGUCACAUUUGAAAAAUAAUUAUCCGCCUCUUAUAAACGUCACUUAAUUUUGUAAUAUUGGACAAGCAUAGUAACCUACUAAUGUUAAAGAAAGAUUAAUGACUGUUUUUUAACUCCGUAUUUCUUGCACGCUUAUAAAUUAUUCAGCAUGAUUUCGCGAUUAUUUGUCAGGCAUUUCCGUCCAGACUUCAAACUUAACUUAAUAAUUCGGAUACGUAUUCAUCAUUUCGCAAUUUGCAUCACGAGCAUUAAAGCACACAUGCUUUAUAUAUGCCGUACUAUAUAUUCUAACUUGAAACAAAUAAUAAUCAGAAAACACACGGAAAUAAAAGCAUGAAUCACGAUUUCGUAACUUUCGCUUUAUAAACUACAUUUUUUUGGCGCACAAAGUAAAUUCACAAAGACAUAUAGCCAGUUUAUAUUCGAGUUAUUUUAUGAAUCGCAAGAUGGUCGGAAAAAUCCUCAAAAAUUUCUCCUUGAAAGAGAUAAAGACUAAAUUUGCAGCGCACACUUAGUAUCAAUUAUGGCUGCCUGAUUCUCAUAUCAUGCGUUUACAGCACACGCAACACACGAUAUUUCCACAUAUUAGAUUAAUGAAAUACAGAAUCAGACAGCCAUAUAGCGUUAAAUAUGCAAGGAUACGGACAGAUUGUACAUGACAACUAUACGUGAUUAAUCGUAUAAAAUUCCUGACGUUAAAACGAAGUACGUAUUUGAAUGCAGCAAGAUUAUCAUUGCAGCCGUUAUAUGAUUUUUUUAUAAUUUGAUUUGAGAACAAAUAUAAACGACAUUACCAUCAUACAUCAAACAUAAUUAGAUAAAAAACUCCUUAAACUUUUUUAAUUUGCAACAUUAAAUAAAUAUUAAAUAAAAAUUCUUCUUAUAUAAAGUUGGUUUAAAAUUAAAUAUACUGCGAAUAAAAAAAGUUUCGUUAUACCUGUUUGUACUCUUCGAAUAUAAUAUACAAAAAAUUACUUAUAUAUCCAAUUGCUUAUAAUUGAGAAAUUAUUGAUAUUAGUUUUUAAGGAGAAAUGACUCCACGUUUGUCAAUGAAUUCGCUAUCAAUGGCAUUUGCCAGUACAGUUUUAAAAUGCCCUAUAUAAUAUAUAACGGUCGAGUCAGACAAGUGCACUUAUAAUGUGCGAAUAUAACGAAAUUUCCAAGGAAAAAAUUAAAAAUAUGAGACAGAUACCAAGUUUCUAGCGAUAAACUAAAAAUUCCGAAAAUAGCUUCCACGUGUCACUAAAAAAAAAUAUCAUACAAAACUCGUUUUAUAACAAGCUUCUAUAAUUGAUUGCAAUGCAAUGAAUCGCAGUUUCGUAUUAAUUCCGCAUUGCUUCUAUAUUUUCACCUUUCACACGAAAAUUAACUGACUAAACUAACUUUUACUAUGUCAAAGAUAAAAACAUCCAGAUAAUACAUAUUAUUGUAAAGGCAUCAUUUGACACUUUCAACUGAAUCAAUUUGCCAAAGAAUGUUGACUAUUCCUGAAAUCUGUUCAACACGCAGCUCGUAUCAUAAUUUCAUGCUAUUUGAUUAUGGUUACGCUUAUAUACAUAACAUGAUUUGUUGCCGAUAUUAAACACUGCCGAGCCACGCUUAUACUGAACUUUACGAAGAUAUUGAUUUACAUCUAUGACACAUUAUUUUCAGUUUCAAAAAUAUAGUAACACUUUUUUUUUAAUUGACAACUGAAUAAUUACGAUUGAAGAAUUGCCAAUUAUGAUUUGCAACCAAAAUGUUUUUACAUAUUUACGGAGACAAGUUUAUCAAAGCAUAAUGGAUUGGGUGUUACGCCAUUACAUUUUGCUCGAGUUCCACCGUUCACUUGCUGCACCGAUUGCACGAACCGUCGUUCUGAAUCGUCCUACAGCCAUAAGUGCUUUGAGAACAAAAUCAGUUUUACAAAUCUCAUGCAACGCGUAACGCGACCUAUAUUCUUCGCAAGUUAUGUUACGUAAACUGUUAAUAUUGAAAAUGGCGUGGAAGAAUUUUCAGAAGAACUUACGAAUACAUUGCAUGAAUUUGUAUUUCAGAAUUUAGGACGCGUCAAACUUGGACUCAUGCUACUUUCAAAAUAGCUAUAUACGACCAACAACUCCUGGAUGCGUCGCGAAUAGUUUCGUGACUUUCCUCAGGACUGUGAUAUUUUCCGCGGGCCUCGUGAAACAUUUCGUGCUUCCACCUAAACAAAUCGGGACGCGUCGCUGAAGGGAGAAAAUGUAUCGUUGAAAAAAAUCGCGUAUGUACGAUUAUUACGAGUCGAAGAUAUAGGUACGUUACGGUCAAUGAUUCAUUAAACUGAUAUAAUAGUCGGUUUAACUACAUAUGAAAAUGCUUUUUAUAUAUAAUAAAAGAUAGAAAAAAAUAUAGUUUGUAGAAGAUACUUCAAAAAUAUUUCCAAAGUCUAACAAAGACAGAAGAAAGUGCUUAAAUUUUUUUUUAUUUUGCACGCAUGUAUUCUGUUACAAACCAUAAAUCUGCUUCUAUAAUUGUACGAAAAAUUUAUAGAAAAAAGUAUAGCUCAACCGAUCAUCAUAUCACUUUAAUCGAACGAAUUGCGAGACAAUGCAAGAAGAGAAGCGUGUGCAUUUAGUAGUUUAGAUGCGCCGAAAUCUUCAAAUUACAACUUUGUAAUAUUGCGUUAAUAUUGAUAGCAAAGGAUAGAUUCGUAGCAAAGACGACGAGAAACAUAGCUUAAUCUAUCGUGGACCGUACAUCUACGAGAGAAACUUCUCCAUACGUAAAUACUUUACUGAAUAUUCUUAAUGCACAAGCAUACCCGCGUAUACACAUUUGUGUAUUGUGCAAAACGAUUGAUGCCUUCGAUGACUCGCGGCGUUAUUUUACGAGCAACGGAAUUUUCGUCCGCACGAACUGUCAAAGAACUAGACUCUUGACGAGAAACAUGUUUUUGCAACAUUAGAAGAGUUUAAAAAGCUUAGUCAUUAAUUAAAAAUAUAUCGUUGGCUGUACUCUUCCCCGCGACUGCAUUUAAAUCUCAAUUCAGCAAAAAAAAUCCUUUUUUCGAAAUAAAGCUAUCAGCAUGCAUUUAUCCCAAGAGAGAUCUAGCAAAUACAAUUUUAAAAAUUAUUAAAAAAAAGUUUACAAUUUUAAUCGAUAUUAGCGAGACGCAGCUCCCUUUUACAUACAU